CAACAGUCUUGGGCCAUGCUUGUUGCUAGUUUCGCUGUCACACUUUCUGAGAAAUGGUUAAGAGAAUCAACGUAGUGCAACACGAGUAGUAAAUGUUUGAGUAUCUUUACUAUUUGGUUAAAGUUUCGUUCCCAGAUCGAUGUAUAUGCCGAUGAUAUCUUGAUUUUGAACAGUUCAGCAGACAAAAAGUAAAUAGUUUCUUAUCAUAGGGAAUGUUUUUUAUUCAUGUUGGAUUAAAUCAAAAGCAACCCUCCUUGAGAUAAAGGUGAGGCAACAACCCAUGAGACUUCAUCAUGAACAUUUGAACACCUAGUAUUGGUGCUAAUAGUUUCUUCUUUAUUACCAAAAUUACCAAAAUGAAAAGCUAUACACUACCAAUUUUAUAAAGUUCUGUCACAAUAAACUUUUGCACUGUCUUCUUGUUGCUGAAUCAUGGGGUGCAAGGUACCCUACCAAUUCCUUGAUAGAAGGGCUAAAUAGAUUUCUGCAAUUCUAAGGCUUCUAAAGUGCAUCUCAGCACAUACUUUUUCACUUUAUUCCAUGACAAUAGCCUCAUUGUAAGCUUCACAAGAAAGAAUGAGACACCUUGGUUCACAAAAGAACUAAGCAUAUAUUUCUAAUGCAAUGAGCACAAAUAAGAAACAUAAGAAGACACAUUCACUCAUGGGGAAAGUGCAAUGUCUUAGCCUUCCAUCUCUCGGUGGUUGCUUUGACGGCUGUCGCGACCAAGCACGAGGCUCGGGAUACGGGACGAGGAUAUGGAACCUAAGUGAUAAGCCAGUGGAGCUACAAAUAAGGGUGGGAUCAAUACUGAAGAAGAUUCAUACAUUGAAGCCAGGGUCUUCAAAGAGACUCAAAUGUAAAAGCAUAUACAAGACAUAUGUUCCUAAGAGUGGAAGUGUUGGUGGAAGCUUGAAGAGUUUGUUGUAUUCCUAUGAUGAAACUAGCCACCCUUAUAUUUGGAUUCAUGAGACAGGGUGUCAUUCCUUGAAGAUGGUUAAGCAGCAGUAUAUUAGCCUUGAGGAUAUGAGGGAUUGUUCUGAGAUCAAGAUUUUCAGGGAUCAUCAAAGAGGUUCCAUUUCAGUCCGGAAGAGAAUGAGGCCUGAUUUUUGCUCAACAUGAAUUUCAAACUAUUUGUUUGUCAUACGUUGGUUGGAUAGAAACCUGGUUCUGGAUAUAGAAUGGUAUGACGAAAAUUGAUUUUAGUAGUUAAUCUCUCUUAAAGAGAUAAAGUUUGAUUGUUGUUGUUUGUUAUGAGUUGGAAGUGAUAUUUCUAUUUCUUUAUUUUCAUUUUUAUUUCUCAUUAUGAGUUCUAUAUUGUGGUAACACAGUUCUUUUUCUAUGUCUAAAUUUUCUUUUAUUUCUAUAAAUUUUCUGUAAUUUAAGUGUAAAAACAAGGUCGUGGGGAGAACAUGUAAAUUAU
Messenger RNA from Vicia villosa (hairy vetch), 1423 nucleotides. RefSeq lists its product as uncharacterized. Lineage: Eukaryota; Viridiplantae; Streptophyta; Magnoliopsida; Fabales; Fabaceae. The transcript has a single exon. The record is from RefSeq and is a predicted model, not a curated record. Bases 625 to 1122 code for a protein of 165 amino acids.